AUGCUUGCUUCACCUCUCCAACCUUAUGAUGUGUCCCUGUCACACUUUCUAAAGUCUCAACCCAAACAAAUUGCUCCUAUUGAGACGUCUCCCCGUGAGAUUGCUCGAUCAUGGCUAGACCGCUUCUCGGCUGUCCUUGCAUCCGGUGAUGCAUCCCGUCUUUCCACCGUCUUGCAUCAAGACAGCUGGUGGCGCGACCACGUAGCCUUGUCCUGGGACCUACGUACCCUAUAUGGUCUCCCUGCCAUAACAUCCUUCUUAUCACCCAUUAUCUCGUUCGUGAACCUACAUCCAUUGUGUUUGGCUUCAGACCAUGAAGCAUAUCCCCCUUCCGUCGUCAACCCUCUCCCAGAUCUCAAUUGGAUCCAGUCAAUCUUCACAUUCGAGACCAGCACAGGCAGAGGUCGCGGUUUCCUCCAUUUGGCCCAAGCCGAGGAUGGUGACUGGAAAGCCCAUAUGUUAUAUACCGCCCUCGACGAAAUCAAAGGCCACGAAGAAAUCACCGGCGCACGCCGCUCUCACGGAGGCCAGAACUCUUCUCUAGGUGGAAGUUGGUUUAAACGCAGACAGAAAACCUACGACUUUACAGAUGAAGAACUUAACGCGCUGAUUAUCGGAGCUGGCCAAGCUGGCCUUAAUCUCGCUGCAAGAUUGCAAGCACUGGGUCUUUCGACGCUAAUAGUGGACAGACAGACUCGCGUGGGAGACAAUUGGCGCUCUCGUUAUCGCACCUUGGUCACCUAUGAUCCUGUGACCUACGCACACAUGUCCUAUCUGCCUUUUCCAUCUGACUGGCCUCUCUACACGCCUAAAGACAAACUCGGAGAUUGGUUCGAGGCAUAUGUCUGGCUUUCCACCUCCGUCACCGCAGUAUCAUAUUCGCCAUCUUCCAAACGUUGGACCGUGAAUCUCAAAAAGGCGGAUGGGAGCACUAGAACUCUGCACCCGUCCCAAUUGAUUCUCGCCACAGGCCACAGCGGCGAACCACGUGUCCCUUCCUUUAUAGGGCAAGAAACCUUUAACGGAACCAUCUACCAUGGCAGCGCCCAUAAAGAUGCCACCCCUUCUUUAGCGCAAGGCAAAAGAGUCCUCGUCGUAGGUACCGGCAACAGCGGCCACGAUAUUGCCCAAAACUAUCAUGAAGCCGGUGCUAAAUCCGUAACCAUGCUGCAACGUAGCGCCGCCUACGUCCUUCAAGCCGAAAAAGGAGGCCACAUGCUGCACGUAGGAACCUAUGAUGAAACCGUUCAGUUCGCCCUCGGCAGAAAUCUCACUACAGCGAUCAAAGAAGCCGAGAAGGAGAAUCUCGAAGGACUGGAAAAAGCAGGAUUCAAAAUCGAUUUUGGACAUGACGGUUUAGGCCUCUUCCGAAAGUAUAUGACCAAAGGCGGCGGCUACUACAUCGAUGUAGGCUACAGUUCGCUCAUCACCUCGGGCGCUAUCAAAGUCGUCCGCUGCGAAGAGGGAAUUAGCCACUUCUCAUCUUCACACAUCCAUCUCGCAGACGGCAACGCCAUCGCAGCCGACAUCGUAGUCCUCGCAACCGGCUACGACAACAUGCGCACCUCGUGCCGCAAAAUCCUCGGUGACGAAAUUGCAGAUCAUGUCUCUGAUGUCUGGGAUCUCGACGACGAAGGCGAAUUGAAUGGGAUGUGGCGACCUUCUGGCCAUCCCUCGGGUAAAUUCUGGUAUAUGGGAGGGAACCUCGCGCUUUGCCGCAUCUAUAGCAAAUUUUUGGGUUUGCAGAUCAAAGCCAUUGAAGCUGGGUUGCAUAAAGUGUAG
Molecule: messenger RNA, 1782 nt
Organism: Aureobasidium namibiae CBS 147.97
Lineage: Eukaryota; Fungi; Ascomycota; Dothideomycetes; Dothideales; Saccotheciaceae
Product: FAD/NAD(P)-binding domain-containing protein
Exons: 4
Coding region: 1-1782 (593 amino acids)
Molecular function (GO): flavin adenine dinucleotide binding; N,N-dimethylaniline monooxygenase activity; NADP binding
Source: RefSeq, a predicted model, not a curated record